GCAUCACGACGUCUUCAGGGUCCAACUUCGAGCGGCGCAAUCUCCUCGAACUGGGUAUGGAUAAAACUUCUGUUGGGAACUCUGAAAUGGUUAACGAAGCUGGGUGGUAUAUUCUUGGUGAAGAUCAGCAACAUGUAGGUCCAUAUGCCUUCUCUGAAUUGCGCGAGCAUUAUCUAAAUGGGUAUCUCUUGGAGAGUACACUAGCCUGGUCUGAAGGACAAAGUGAAUGGCGGCCAUUAUCAUCUAUUCCUGGGUUGACAGCAAAAACGUUUCAGCAAGAAGUUAAUUCAUUAACUACAGUCCCUGCUGACAACAACUAUGAUGAUGAUGAGCUUGAGAAAUAUCAGAAGGAGGUUAGAGAAGCAGGAGCAACAGCUGAACCGUUGAGCCCUUCUGGUAGUAAGAAUUUUGGUACGGUGGAAGGUGAUUAUGACAGACCUACUACACCUCCAGAGGGUGAGGAGGAAUUCACUGAUGAUGAUGGGACUGCAUACAAGUGGGACAGGGUUCUCAGGGCGUGGGUACCUCAGGAUGAUGCAUUUUUUAAACAUGAGCAAUAUGGGCCUGAAGAGAUGACAUUCAUGCAAGAAGAAGAAGUCUUUCCACACCUUCAAGAAGAUGCUACGUGCACUGGCAUCAAAGAACAUGAUGAUUCUGUUCCUUCCACCUCCAUCAAGGAAGACAAAGAUUCUGUCACAAAAGAAGCUAAUGGUAAAAGUGAGGACAUUGAAACCAAACAAAACGGGAAGAGAAAAUUGUGUGACAAGCAAGUUGAAAAAAAGGAAGCUAACAAAGGUCCUGAUGGUUGGUUUGAACUGAAAAUAAAUACACAUGUUUAUGUAACAGGGUUGCCAGAGGAUGUUACAAUUGAUGAAGUUGUUGAAGUUUUUUCGAAGUGUGGAAUCAUAAAGGAGGAUCCUGAAACCAAAAAACCCCGUGUUAAGUUGUAUGUUGAUAGAGAGACAGGGAAGAAGAAGGGUGAUGCUUUAGUGACCUAUCUGAAGGAACCCUCUGUUGCUCUGGCUUUGCAAAUUUUGGAUGGCACAUCUCUUCGUCCAGGUGGCAAAAUUCUUAUGUCUGUUACUCAAGCUAAGUUUGAGCAAAAAGGGGAUACAUUUGUAUCCAAAAAAGUAGACAACAAGAAGAAAAAGAAGCUUAAGAAGGUAGAAGAGAAGAUACUUGGCUGGGGUGGCCGAGAUGAUGCUAAAGUUUCAAUUCCUGCAACCGUUAUUCUCCGUUAUAUGUUUACACCGGCUGAAAUUAGGGCUGAUGAAAAUUUAUCUUCAGAAAUAGAAACAGAUGUUAAGGAGGAAUCCGCAAGAUUUGGCCCCGUGGAUUCGGUUAAGGUUUGUGAAAACCAUCCACAGGGUGUGGUUUUGAUAAGAUUCAAGGAUAGGAAGGAUGCUCAGAAAUGUAUAGAGUUGAUGAACGGCAGAUGGUUUGGUGGAAGACAAAUUCACGCAAGCGAGGACGACGGUUCAGUGAACCAUGCUUUGGUGAGGGAUCUGGAAGCAGACGCAGCUCGAUUGGAGCAGUUUGGUUCUGAACUUGAGGCGGACUAAGGCCUAUAUAAUGAAACCAUUUUGUACAUUAUAAUUCAGAAUAGCCUUCAUUUUGCACCUAAAGUCACCUGCUGUAAAGAAAUGUUAUUCAGGUUAAGGCAUUCUCCUCGAAGAUUUA
This is a messenger RNA of Momordica charantia (bitter melon), 1680 nucleotides long. RefSeq names its product RNA binding (RRM/RBD/RNP motifs) family protein (gene ELF9). The record is from RefSeq and is a predicted model, not a curated record. NCBI's taxonomy places the organism in Eukaryota, Viridiplantae, Streptophyta, Magnoliopsida, Cucurbitales, Cucurbitaceae. Gene Ontology annotation, molecular function: RNA binding. Gene Ontology annotation, biological process: mRNA splicing, via spliceosome. Gene Ontology annotation, cellular component: U2 snRNP; U2-type spliceosomal complex.